Thelazia callipaeda (thelaziosis nematode) is the source of this 1101-nucleotide messenger RNA. The record is from the annotation of a GenBank genome assembly. Lineage: Eukaryota; Metazoa; Nematoda; Chromadorea; Rhabditida; Thelaziidae.
AUGGUUUUUAACAUACGGUUACCCUUGGCUAGAGCGGUCAUUGAUCAGUUUCUCGGGUUGAAGCCACAUCCCUCCCUUUGCCAAGCAACAUAUAUUUGGAUUGAUGGAACAGGUGAAACAAUGCGUUCAAAAACACGGACGAUGGCGCAUAUACCUAAAAAGAUUUCAGAAUUUCCAAUGUGGAAUUUUGAUGGCUCAUCAACGGGUCAAGCUCGAUCGGGUCAAGAUUCAGAUACAUAUCUCAAGCCGGUAGCUUCUUAUCCAGAUCCAUUUCUUGGAGGCCAUAACAAACUAGUCUUAUGUGAAACAUUUGAUAGUACCAUGAAACCUACUGCAACUAAUCAUCGUAAUCAGUGCAAUAAAAUAAUGGAAAAUUGCAAGGAUGAAAAAAUUUGGUUUGGAAUGGAACAAGAAUAUCUACUCUUAGACAGAGAUGGAUAUCCACUUGGUUGGCCUAAGAACGGAUAUCCUGAACCUCAGGGUAGAUAUUAUUGUGGUGUUGGAGCUGAUAAAAUAUUUGGCCGAGAACUCGUAGAAGCUCAUUAUCGAGCUUGUUUAUACAGUGGAUUACAAAUUUUCGGUAUUAAUGCAGAGGUGACACCUGGACAGUGGGAAUUCCAACUUGGUACAUGUGAGGGAAUUUCAAUGGGUGAUCAACUUUGGAUGGCUCGAUAUUUACUUUAUCGUAUUACUGAAAUAUAUGGUGUUCUGGUUACAUUUGAUCCGAAACCAGCUGUAACAAGUGGAGAUUGGAAUGGUGCUGGUUGUCACUGUAAUUUCUCUACUGAAAAAAUGCGUGCGGAAGGUGGAAUGAAAUAUAUUGAAGCUGCUAUUAAAAAACUUGAAAAAAAGCACAAAGAACAUAUAGCAGUCUAUGACCCACACGGUGGUAGAGAUAACAUGCGUCGUUUAACAGGUAGACAUGAGACUUCUAGCAUUGACAAAUUUUCUUGGGGUAUUGCUAACCGCAGUACCUCAGUCCGAAUUCCGAGAGCUGUAGCUAACGACAAUAAGGGUUUCUUGGAAGAUCGCCGUCCAUCAUCAAAUUGUGAUCCAUACUCAGUUACUGGAAUUAUGACUAAAACUAUACUACUGGAUUAA